AUGGACGCGUUUCAGGCAAAACUAGACGCCCUUCAGAAACAGUCAAAGGAGCAAAUUAUGGCGACCAUAACAGCGCUGCAGAGUGCGUGUGGCGAGGGUGUGCAACCUGUGAGAAUUGCGGUGGCGAUUGGUAAUCGGCUAACACAUGGUCAAAUACCCAAUUCCUUUCCUGUUAUUUGUCUUAUCGAUGCGAUGGCUGCAACGCAGGAUGAGGCAUGUAUUGCGACGGUAUUAGAGGAGUUCUGGCGAAUUGCACCCUCCUUGUUUGUAAACUAUUCCACAGCAGACGAGGCAUUACGGGAAAAGGUGCUCCGGGCGGUGAAGCGUUGGGGAGGGAAAAGGCUGUUUCCAUCAACUUAUGGAGAAAAACUGUUGAGUUGCAUUAGCGGAAAGGAGAUGAAUAAGAUGGACUCUGAAAAGGUGCAUCAUAGCGUUGAUAAUAAUGUUCAUACGAUAUCGCAUUCAGGCAACGCGACGAAGGAUAAGAUGAAGGAAGAAUUUUCAAGAUCAGAGGUAUCUGGUUUCUGUGCAAUCCUUCAGAGCUGUGUAAAAAUGAUUGAAGGCCUUCCACCUCACCGAGCAAGCAUGUAUCUGGAUGUUGUUCGAAAGGAAAAGUUGCUUCAUACACCGUCAAAGUCCGCGCUGCUUUUCUUUCAAGGCCUUCACGCUGAGUUAAGCCGUGAGUCCGCGCUGUAUAAUAGCAAUGUCGUGAAGAAUGAACACCAGGCCAAUUCUGCUUUGAGUGGAAAGUUGGACACCAAAGCCGCUCUUGGAAACCUCCUGGAUAAACUUUCUAAAGAACAGACCUCCUCCGUGGAUGCGGCAACAGCGGCAGUAGCAGCAGCAGGUGGCCACAAAGAUCUCGCAUUCAAUGUCAUACGAUACACGUCGCCCAUGCAGUCUGACAUUUGUCAGCGUCUCUCGGUGGCACAGCGGGCCGGAUUUGGUGAAUGGCAUCGGCGAACAAAAAACGAGUAUCAUUACCCCAAAAGGGAAAGCAACACACGUAGGGAGUUCCGCGCUCCAGCGGGUUCACAGGCAGGAACACGAGCCUGGUUCCCCACCGAACAGCAGUGGAUCAGUGAAAAUGACAUGGCGGCAUUGAAAUUGUGGUUACCGAAAGAGACAGUUCAAGAAAGGGAUUCCUCCAAUGUGUACAAUGUGGUGCGAAAACGUGAACGCGAUGCUUGA
Messenger RNA from Trypanosoma cruzi, 1191 nucleotides. RefSeq lists its product as uncharacterized. The transcript has a single exon. Lineage: Eukaryota; Euglenozoa; Kinetoplastea; Trypanosomatida; Trypanosomatidae. The coding region runs from base 1 to 1191 and encodes 396 amino acids. The record is from RefSeq and is a predicted model, not a curated record.